Messenger RNA from Scutellospora calospora, 960 nucleotides. The record is from the annotation of a GenBank genome assembly. NCBI's taxonomy places the organism in Eukaryota, Fungi, Glomeromycota, Glomeromycetes, Diversisporales, Gigasporaceae.
GGGCGUGAUGGUCUUUCCGAUAAAUUAUUAUUAGCUUUGCAACUAAACCAUUUCAAUAUGCUGGAAGGUGAAAACGUAGAGUUAGUUGAUGAGAAAGAGGCACUAAAUGAUGAAACAAAUAUUGAUGAGAAUAGUGAAGAAAAAGAACGCACAAUUAAAAACCUUCGAAUAACACCUUCAACUCCCUCAGAACAGCGUGAUGAAUUUUUGCAGUUCAUAGCUCAAAAAGAACGUAAGGUCUUGGAACUCCGUGAAGAGUUGAAGCGUCACGAAGAAGAAUUACUAUUAUUAAAAAAACAAUGGCAAACCGUUGUAUCCAAAGACGUUGAUUCUGAAAGUAUUUCAUCUGCAUCCUCGAUAUUUUCGUUCCCUUCGAACACUUCUAUUAAUGGUGAAGAUGUGACAGGGUUUAUGAAUGGAUUAGGGAAAGGGAUUCAUAGUGUUAUUGAUGGGAUAAAUAAUUUGAAGGAGAAAGAAGCAACUCGAGAAAAGUUAUCACAGAUCAAAACGGCCGUUUCAGAAGUCGCAAAUCUUCGGCCGAUUCAACAAACUCGACAAAAAACCGUUGAUCUCACUUCUCAGGCUUGGUCCAACAUAAGCAAAGGGAUUUCUUCAUUGGUCGACUACGAAGCCAUUAAAGCUGCUCGUAAGAGAACUUACAGAACGGUUCCAACAUCUGAGACGUUGGAAACUCCAAAUAUUAAUACUGCAAUAUCACCUACAACAUCUCCAACUACAACAUCUCCGACCUCUCCAAUGUCAAAAGAUCUUAUUUGGUCAGCUAUAAACUCUGAAAAAAUUGAUAGUAAACAUAAACCACUAAAUGAUAAAGAUGACUCCAUCAAAGAAAAGAAUCUUGAUAACGAAAAUAUUGAUGGUAUACUAGCAGGAUCACCAAAAGAUGAAUUCGAAGAUCAAUUGGUUUAUGUUAUAGGUGAUGACUUUGGUGAUUAUGCAUAA